Trichechus manatus latirostris (Florida manatee) is the source of this 4416-nucleotide messenger RNA. RefSeq names its product keratin 23 (gene KRT23). The record is from RefSeq and is a predicted model, not a curated record. Gene Ontology annotation, molecular function: structural molecule activity. Lineage: Eukaryota; Metazoa; Chordata; Mammalia; Sirenia; Trichechidae. Bases 613 to 1881 code for a protein of 422 amino acids. The transcript has 8 exons. Gene Ontology annotation, cellular component: cytoskeleton.
CCAUCAAACAGUGACGGCCGCCAAGACAUCAGAUCUUCAGACCGUUCUUCAUUUCCUCAGCACAAGUAUUCUUAUUCCAGAAUCUAAGAUUCCGUUCUGAUCUGGCUCUGCUUUUGUGAGUCUUUCCCCCACCCUCCUCCCUAUAGAGCUGGGGUGUAUAUGUGUGGGUUAAUGUGGGUGCAUACGUUUAAUUUCUAGUUUUUAAAAGGAAAUCUAUAGCAGGCCAAAUAAGCCUUUUGUGAACCUUAAUCUGACCCUGUUCAGACAGAUGAACAACGGAAAAACCUACACUGAAAGAUUAGCAAGACACCAGAAACUAGUACCCACCUAGUGUUGUGGGCCUCACCUCCAGUCACAACUGGAAGAGAGUUAGCAAACUGACACAUGGAUGUGGCUGUAAACAACAACAAUGUGUGUAAGCCUGGGGCACUGCAGAUUGACCAAGAAGAAACACUUGUUGCACAAUGAUAAGAUCUUGUUGGUACAGUUGUCAGAGAAGGGAACUCCCACAGCAUAGGGCAUAAAACCAUCCAGGGCAGUCUGGGGCAGCUCAGUUCUGUGGUGCCAGGGAGCAGAGCAGAGCCCAGUCCUGCCCUGCACGCUGAUGGGACCAUGAACUCCAGCCACAGCUUCAGCCAGACCCCCUUGGGCUUCCUCCAUGGCACAGGAAGAGGCCGGGGCUGGCCGGGGAGCUUCCCCCGAGCUCCCACUGUCCAUGGUGGUGCAGGGGGCGUCCGCAUCUCCUUGUCCUUCACCAGGCCAAGCUGCCUGAACCCUGGAGGGUCAUGGGGAUCCGGAAGGGGCAGUUCUCUGUUAGGUGGAAAUGAGAAGAAAACGAUGCAAAACCUUAACGACCGGCUGGCCUCCUAUCUGGAGAAGGUGCGGGCCCUCGAGGAGGCCAACGUGAAGCUGGAGAGCCACAUAGUAAAGUGGCAUCAGCAGAGGGAGCCCGGACAGAAGCAAGAUUACUCUCAAUAUGAGGAAAACAUCAGUCGCCUGCAGGAGCAGAUAAUGGACGGUAAAAUAAACAAUGCUCAGAUCAUUCUACUCAUUGACAAUGCCAGGAUGGCAGUGGAUGACUUCAGCCUCAAGUAUGAAAAUGAAUUCUCCUUCAAGAAAGACUUGGAAAUUGAGGUUGAGGGCCUCCGAAAGACCUUGGACAAUCUAACCAUUGUCACAACAGACCUGGAACAGGAGGUUGAGGGAAUGAGGAAAGAGCUCCUCCUGAUGAAGAAGUACCAUGAGCAGGAAGUGGAGGAACAGCAUGUGCCAAAUGACUUCAAGGUCAAUGUGAAGGUGGAUACAACCCCAGGGGAAGAUUUGAUUAAGAUCCUGGAGGAUAUGAGGCAGGAAUACGAGUCUAUAAUAAAAAAGAAGCAUCAAGACUUGGACACUUGGUUUCAAGAGCAGUCCGCAGCCAUGUCCCAGGAGGUGGCCAGUCCGGCAGUUGUUCAGAGCAGCCAAAGCAACAUCCAUGAGCUGAAGCGGACUUUCCAGGCCCUGGAGAUUGACCUGCAGGCACAGUGCAGCAGGAAAUCUGCUUUGGAAAACAUGUUGUCGGAGACCCAGUCUCGGUACGCCUACCAGCUCCAGGAUUUGCAACAGAUCAUCUCCCAUUACGAGGAGGAACUGAGGCAGCUCCGCCAUGACCUGGAGCGGCAGAACAACGAAUACAAGGUCCUCCUAGGCAUCAAAACCCACCUAGAGAAGGAGAUUGCCACCUACCGCCAGCUCCUGGAGGGAGAGAACGACGGGAUAAUGGAAGAAUCCAAGUCAAGUCUGAAAGUGUCUACAGCUCCAAAGGUCAAGGCUAUCACGCAGGAGAGCAUCAAUGGAAGAACAGUUCUUACUCAAGUGAAUGAGAUCCAAAAGUAUGUGUGAGGCCAAUAAAAGCUUUUGCCCUUUGUAAACUGUUUGUUCUCAAUGGAAAGUCCUUGCCCAGCCGCUCACCGAUGAGUCCUAAGAGGUACCCUUGGAGUUAUCAAACUCAGAAACUUGCAUUUUCUCUGUAUCAAUAUUACCAGACCUUCCAUAAUGAUCUUAAUAUACUGCUGCACUUUUUGAAUCAGAAUACAAGCUUAUGAGUUUAAAGCUCUGUUUUCCUACUACAGUCUUCUGAUUCCCGUUGUUAAACAUCUGUUUUGUAGCCAAUCAACUGCACACCAGCUACACUGUGUUUAUAUGUAUAUAAAUAUAUAUGUAUGUAUGUAUAUAUAUACAUACACACACACACACACAUAUAUAUGUAUAUACAUAUAUAUAUACAUAUAUAUAUCAUGGAGCUCUGGUGGCACAGUAGUUAAGCGGUUGGCUCUAACCAGAAAGGUCAUAUCCCAAGGCGAGAUAGGACGUUAAGGUCUCAUUCUAACCAGAGGUUCUCAGCAUUGCCCACGAAAGAUCCAGAGGGACCUUAAUGCCUCAAGUGCGUCCACAGCGGCUGAACACUGAUCAGAAUUGUUACCCUGCAGUCAUGCAGCUCAGGGAGUAGAUGUAGUUCAUGAAGAUCUCAUAGUCUUCAGGAGGAUCUCUGCCGGCAGGAAGGAGGGAAAAAUAGAGAAGGAAGGCUCAGAAAGCCACAUUGAAAUUAUUCCAUCUCACGGUUAAAAAAAGAAGAAAGAAACCUUAAGGGCUUAAAAGAGAGUUAAAGCUAGAGAAAGGAACUUAGAAAAGGAAAUAACAAAAACCAAAAAAAUUACAGGCAGAUACUAAGACCCCAAAGGGGAACUCCCUCAUCCAAGAUCCGAACUGCAAUCAGCAGGAUCCAGAGUAUUAUGCUGAGCGGCAGUAGGCGGUUAAAGCACUAAGACUGUGCACCUCUGUCCUCUGAACAGAUGCCAUUUUCUCAAAUCAUAGCAGCAUGUGCUAUUGUUCCAAAGCCAGUACAGAGGAGCGGCGCUGGAGAGAAGGAGAGAGCUACACUUCCCACAAGAUGUCAUCAGAAUGUAGUACAUGGAAUUAUAGGAUAUUAGCAAUUCAAGGGACCAUAGGAACAAGCUAGUCGAACUCCCCCAUUUUAUAGACAAAUAAACUGGGGCCCAGAGCAGUAAAAGCACUUUACCCAAACACUCACUGGACUGAUGCAAUUGGGUUUAGAUCUGAGCGUCUUGACUCCUUAUACAGCUGUUAACAGAUUAAAAGUGGGUGUCAUUUAGCUCCAUUGUCAUCUAACAUAUUGGCAAUGUCCAGUAUAUUUUUUUAUUUCUGUAUUAUAAUACUAUCUUGGAAAGAAUUGCUUUUGAUAUUUUCUAACCUGGACAUAGCUGUUAAAGCUAGAUUAGCCUUCCCUUUAAGCCGACAAUUGGUAUUUCUGAUUCCUAAUUCCCAACCAAUAGAAAACCAGCCCCUACCAAUCUGAAAUUAGACAAAAAGAAUCCAGGAGAGCCCCUGGUAUAAAAUGAAAUGCAUUAAUUCUCUGGUGUAAAUUAUAAAUGUAUAGUGGGUGAUUAUUUCAAAGAAUCUCGAAAAUAACCAAGAGACAUCUUCAAUGAGUUCUCAUUGUGUGGUAUCUGUCUAUAGUGACUUCUGAUGCUACUUAGGGCAAGAGCAAGUUCAUAUUAGAAUGUAUUUGUUCUCUUUUUCUAUGUCAUUGUAUUAAGAGAACUUCUUUAUGGUAAGAGGAUACUAUAGUCUCAAAGCAGAUCUAGAAAUUCACCAAUUCACUCUAUUUGGGGCAUUAGUAUCUCUUUCUUAGAAUCUAAAAAAUGUACAACAAAUAUACAUAUUUUUCUCCAGGUGAAUUCUGAACAUUGCUAGCAAAAUAUUUCAAAGAAUAUUCAAAAACUAUGGCAAGGUGAAGAGAAAGUUCUAAUACCAGACUCAGAAAAUAAUCACUAACUUUCCAUUUACCGUAAGUUUAUGUAUGAUUUAGUAAUAAUGAAUCAUAAUAUAUGCAUAAUUUUUUAUCCAAGGAUCUAAAAUCUCCUUAAUAUCUUCUUUUCACUGUAACAAUCAGGGUAGCCAACUCAUCUCAAUUUGCCCAGGAAACUCCUCAGUUCCAGACAAAAUGCGAUGGUUGGUCACCCUAUCAAUAAAUAAUUGUCUCUAAUUCACUAAGGAGAAGUAAGUCGAGAGAAAUGAAAUCACAUGUCUGAAUAAAGAGAAAAUUUCAUGAGCUUGGGCUCUAAGCAAUACUUGGGAUAACCUCUCUGGCACAUCUACAUCAGCCCCCUAAUCUUUCAAAAUACCCAUUACAAACUAAUUACUGUCUGUGUGUUCAGGUGAGUUACCAACCAAACAAGUCUCCGUUUGUAUUUGGUUUUGACCCACACACACCCAGCCCACAUAAAGGAAACUGUUUCCAUUACUUGUGAUAAAUUUUAUUGUUUUCAUUAUAGAGACCUUUGAAUAAAUACCAAUUAUCAUUCCAUUACCCAAAAUCUAAUUAAACAAAUAGUUGACUAAUUCAGAGAGGUAUAA